AUGUCCUCCUCAUCCACAUUGAUCUUCAUGGUCAUCUUUUUCCUGGAGUCAUUGGCUGCAAUGUUGCAGAAUGGCUUUAUGGUUGCUGUGCUGGGCAGGGAGUGGAUGCGAUGCCACACACUGCCCUCAGGUGACAUGAUUGUGGCCUGCCUGGCUGCCUCCCAGUUCUGCCUGCAUGGGAUGGCCCUCCUGAACAACCUCAUGGGCUCCUUUGGUUUUCGUUCCAGAGUUAACUAUUUCAACAUUUCCUGGGUCUUUAUCAAUACACUCACUUUUUGGCUUACUGCCUGGCUUGCUACCUUUUACUGUGUGAAGAUCUCAUCCUUCUUUCAUCCUAUCUUCUACUGGCUGAAGUGGAGGAUUUCUCAGUCAGUGCCCAGGCUUCUGCUGGGCUCCCUGAUCAUAUCUGGUGUGACAGUCAUCUCAUUAGCCAGUGGGCAUAGCACUCUUGUGCAGAUGAGUGUCUCUCAGAGUUCCCAUGGAAACAGCACCCUGGCUGAAAGAAUACAGACCAUCUAUCACAACUUUUUUCUGCCUAAUAAAGUGCUUGUGUUGUUAAUUCCCUUCCUCCUGUUUCUGGUGUCCACGCUCUUGCUCAUAUUCUCACUACACUGGCAUUUGCAGCAGAUGAGGAGCCACAGACCCGACCGACAUGAUCCCAGCAUCCAGGCUCAUAUUGUGGCCCUGAGGUCACUUGCUUUCUUCCUCAUCUUCUACACAUUAUAUUUCCUGUACCUGAUUAUUGUUUCUAUGCAUAUCACAACCCUGCAGAAUCAGUGGCACUGGGCCUGGGAUGUGGUGACCUAUGCAGGCAUCUGUCUGCACUCCAGCAUCCUGUUGCUAAGCAGCCCCAAACUGAGAAAGGCCCUGAAGAUGAUGCUUUGGAAAACCCUGGAGAAAUGGUGGUUGAUCUCAAGUUAUCAGUAUCAAUAA
This is a messenger RNA of Ceratotherium simum simum (southern white rhinoceros), 933 nucleotides long. Its product is annotated as taste receptor type 2 member 134-like. Gene Ontology annotation, cellular component: membrane. Lineage: Eukaryota; Metazoa; Chordata; Mammalia; Perissodactyla; Rhinocerotidae. The record is from RefSeq and is a predicted model, not a curated record. Gene Ontology annotation, biological process: G protein-coupled receptor signaling pathway; detection of chemical stimulus involved in sensory perception of bitter taste; sensory perception of taste. Gene Ontology annotation, molecular function: bitter taste receptor activity; G protein-coupled receptor activity.